Bursaphelenchus xylophilus (pine wood nematode) is the source of this 2029-nucleotide messenger RNA. Lineage: Eukaryota; Metazoa; Nematoda; Chromadorea; Rhabditida; Aphelenchoididae. The record is from the annotation of a GenBank genome assembly.
AUGAGCAACCAGGGAUCAUCUCAAGUUCCCAGUGCCACCGUUGCCAUUGGCAAUCUCAGAUUAUUGGAUCUCAGCUUUCUGAAUGCACCUAGUGGAACAACUCCUUCGUCCUCGGCAUCCUCGAUAGAUGCAAAUCGGAGGAAUAACUCUGUUGUUUCCAGACCUGCCAGUAUCAAUUAUGCGAGUUCACAAGUUCAGAAACGAACGGUUUACAGUUGUGUGAGUUAGUUUUCAUAGAAAUUAUUUUGUGGAUUCAGACGACCAGGAAUGAAAAUCGACCGUUGGUGCUUCCGAAGGUUGCUCACAAGCCCAAGGUUAACAGUAAAUUCCCAUUUGAUGGAGAGUAUCUGAUCUCUCAGGAAAGAAAACCGCCGCCGAGAGACCUGGAAGAUGAUUUGGCUCAAUUCAGGGUUAGUUUCGGUACCGAAAUCAACACCUUCCUUUAGUGCACUUGGCAAGGGUGUGGUAAACGAGUGUCUACGAACAUAAACUUUAUUUACCACAUCUGGGCGCAUAUCAUUCAUGACAAGGAGGGCGAGUGUGAUGUGGAUAAGGCGAUUGAUCUACAGUUCUUUGACAAACCAGUCGAUACAAAGGGAAAGGCUAAAAUCAGAAAUCACAACUUCUGUGUAUAUUGUUUGUCCACGUUCCCAACUCACAAAGAUAUGAUAGAUCAUGUCCUCCUUCACAGUAAGAGAUCUUCAGGCGAGAAGAAAGAAGUUCUCUUAUGUCAUAUUUGUGAGAGGGGUGUUCCUUUGGCCGAAAUGAAGAGUCAUGUGGAUGUCCAUGGGUUCAACGAUCUACCAUAUGGUUGUGAAACUUGUCGUUUCAAGACCUCUUCAAGACAAGCCUUACUCAGGCAUUUUGAAAGGAAGCACAAUAAUAGUGUAGUACUCUUGUGCCCCUUUUGUAUGAUGGUGUUUAACACUAAAAAGCAUUAUUCUAAGGGGAGGAGAGUAUUCAUCAAGGCGGAUUUCUUCAUCGAUCAUCUCAAAGAACAUGUGGAAUGUAGGGUUGAUAUAUUUACAGUCCAAUCUUCUUUUAGGGAGUAACUAUCGGGCGAAAUGCAAAAGAUGUGCUUGUAAAUUUGCAUCCACGGAACAUUCAGAGUUGGAGAAGAAGAUGAACGAGCACAAGUCAGUCCAUAGUUACAAUAAGAACAGAAUUGAGGAAAGAAGUAGGCUUUGAAAUAUACUUGCUCAUAUAGUUUUAGGUAUGCUUCUUUUGAACUACGAGAUGAAGAGUAAGCGGUCGGCUAGAUUGAAUGCCAUUCCAACUCAGUGUCCUGAUUGCAAUUGUUACUUCAAAACGGCUGAAAGCCACUUUGAAAAGGAGCUAAAGUACGUGUGAUAAUUAUCCAUGUGUUGAUUUUUAGGCAUUGUGAAAAUCCUGGUUGUGGAUAUAGUACCGCAUGUGUUGUGGGAGUGCGACAGCAUAAAGCGUUGUGUCCGCUUGGUCCUGAGGAAUCCCUAAGGAUUCCAUUUGGAAGGAAGUCUCUAAAAGACGAAGAAAAGGGAUCGAUUCAUGCUGAAAGAUUGGAAUUUAAUUGUUCAAGAGAUUGUGGUUUCAAAACUCAGAACUCCCAUCAGAUGGCGAAUCAUCUGAACAGGGAUUGUGUUGGAGCUUCUGCGAUGUCUUCAGUUUCUACCAAACCAAAGAUUGUAAAGGAAGGAAAUCUGAGCAGAUCCGAAGAAGCUGAGGUGGAACAUUUUGCUCUUAAGUCAUCUUUGGAAGGUCGAAAGCGAGGUUUAUCCCCUGAUAUUCCUCCCCAUCCUCUGGCUGAUUCUCUUAUCUCUUGUCUGGGAGCGAAAAAAUUCAAAAGUAUUCUCAAAUCUCAACGUCAUUUCAAAUCUGUGGAAGUAAAAGACAAAGAAUAUGUUAAGGAGUCCAAGAUUGGAUCUCUCUUCUUGUAAGUUGUUUCCAAUUGAUGUUUGGAUGUGCAAUAUGCCGAUUUUUUAUCCAUAGUUUCAGGUUUAACGAAACCAAAGUAACGCCUUCCGACAUCGCAAACAAACUUAUUCCUUAUUAG